This is a messenger RNA of Pelobates fuscus (common spadefoot toad), 738 nucleotides long. Its product is annotated as dual specificity phosphatase 29-like. Gene Ontology annotation, cellular component: cytoplasm. Bases 73 to 615 code for a protein of 180 amino acids. The transcript has 3 exons. The record is from RefSeq and is a predicted model, not a curated record. Gene Ontology annotation, biological process: protein dephosphorylation; negative regulation of MAPK cascade. NCBI's taxonomy places the organism in Eukaryota, Metazoa, Chordata, Amphibia, Anura, Pelobatidae. Gene Ontology annotation, molecular function: protein tyrosine/serine/threonine phosphatase activity; MAP kinase phosphatase activity.
CACAUAUAAAUAAGACGUAGCUGUCAUUCCAGGAAAUCUGCUACUGCUGGGUCUAGUAAAGUGACUCUGAAAAUGAGGAGGCUGUGCCGGGAUCCCCCAUCUGUUUUACAGCUGGAAGCGUGGCUAGAUGUCUACAAAGGAGAUUUACACCACGUGGACCAAGUGUUCCCAAAUCUGUACCUGGGGGACGUAGUUAUCGCUGAAGACAAGAGCAAACUGAAGAAAAUGGGUAUCACCCACAUUCUGAAUGUGGCUCAUUCUGCUUGGGAGUGUAAAGGAGAUGAUAUUGUGUAUGGCCCUUAUAUACAGUACUAUGGCAUCACUGCGGAAGACUGUCCGGAGUUUAAAAUCAGUACGUUUCUGCGGCCUGGAGCACAGUUUAUUCACGAGGCUCUAAGUACACCCAAUGGAAAGAUUCUGGUCCACUGUGUGAUGGGCAAGAGCCGAUCAGCCACCCUGGUCCUUGCUUACCUAAUGAUUUACCAACAAUUCACCCUGGAAGAAGCCAUCCGCCAUGUCUGCCGGUUCCGCUGCAUUGCUCCAAAUCGUGGCUUCCUAGAGCAGUUGAGACAGCUAGAAAUGGAGUUGCAGUGCAGGCGAUGUUGUAUCCUCUGAAGGCUCAGGAGCAUCUGGAAUCUGAAAAAUGGAUGUAAAUGUUAUACCCUUUCUUUAUCCAAGUGAUAUCUACAAGUCUUUUAGUGUUUCUCUCCAAUAUUGAGAUUUAUAUUCAUAAUAUCC